This is a messenger RNA of Trifolium pratense (red clover), 536 nucleotides long. RefSeq lists its product as uncharacterized. The coding region runs from base 121 to 441 and encodes 106 amino acids. The transcript has 2 exons. NCBI's taxonomy places the organism in Eukaryota, Viridiplantae, Streptophyta, Magnoliopsida, Fabales, Fabaceae. The record is from RefSeq and is a predicted model, not a curated record.
GCCUCUCUCUCUCUCUCUCUGUCUCUCAUAAUUCUCUUCCUCUUCUCACAUAUUAUAUACAUCAUCUCAUUUCUACUUAUUGUUCUUCAUUGAUUUGCUUCCAUAAUCCAUCUUAAAAAAAUGAUGCUUCCAGGAGUUGAGUGCGCAAGAAAGAGACGAUUGCAUCAAAGCAGAGGAGGAGGCUAUGAUUCCACAACAAUACGUUCAUUCUGUUUAUAUACAAGAAACCUCAAAUCCACCACUUCAUCACUAGUACCCUCUCUACUGCAGGAAAGAAGCAUGAGGCAAACAUAUCCAGAUGAGAAACUAGGAAGAUCAGCAAGAGAAGCCAAAAGGAGAUUAGAUGAGAAGUUUACAGCAAGUAUGAAAUCAGAAAAUCAAUUGAAUAAUCACAAAACUAAAAGUUUUUUUCGUGGUUUAUUUCACCAACUCAGAUCUUGAAACAGAUCAGAGCGUCUCUGUUUGUUUGGAAUUGAAAGAAAUUCAGUUUUGUUUUUGUAACAUGAAUUUCAUUCAAUAAAUAAUAAUUGAAUAUA